Candoia aspera is the source of this 3305-nucleotide messenger RNA. RefSeq names its product alanyl-tRNA synthetase 2, mitochondrial (gene AARS2). Lineage: Eukaryota; Metazoa; Chordata; Lepidosauria; Squamata; Candoiidae. Gene Ontology annotation, cellular component: cytoplasm; mitochondrion. Gene Ontology annotation, biological process: alanyl-tRNA aminoacylation. The record is from RefSeq and is a predicted model, not a curated record. The transcript has 22 exons. The coding region runs from base 7 to 2970 and encodes 987 amino acids. Gene Ontology annotation, molecular function: nucleic acid binding; alanine-tRNA ligase activity; ATP binding.
GCUAAGAUGGCGGUGGGAGUCACGGGCUGCGUGAGACGCUUUCUUUGGGUGCCCCGCGGCUGGCAUUGCAGCUCUUUCCGACUUCGCUCGACUGCCUCCUUGUCCUCCGCGCACGUGCGCCAGAUGUUCCUCCAGUUCUUCCAGGAGCGGCACGGGCAUCAAGUCGUGCCCUCGGCUUCUGUAAGGCCGCGAGACGAUCCCGGGCUGCUAUUCGUGAACGCGGGCAUGAACCAGUUCAAACCCAUCUUCCUGGGCACAGCAGAUCCUCGAAGUGAGCUAAAACAUUACCGGCGAGUUGUGAACACCCAAAAGUGUGUGCGGGCAGGUGGAAAGCACAAUGAUUUGGAGGAUGUGGGUCGAGACGUUUAUCAUCAUACUUUCUUUGAAAUGCUGGGGAACUGGUCAUUUGGUGAUUAUUUCAAAGAGGAAGCAUGUAGGAUGGCGUGGGAGCUCCUGACACAAGUCUAUGAAAUUCCAAAGGACCAACUUUAUGUCACUUAUUUUGGAGGUGAUACCUCACUUAGUCUAACUGCUGAUGAAGAGAGUAGGGAUAUAUGGCUUACACUUGGUGUGCCCCCUAGCCAUGUUCUUCCUUUUCAUCUGAAAGAUAACUUCUGGGAGAUGGGUGACACUGGUCCCUGUGGGCCCUGCACAGAAAUCCAUUAUGAUCAUAUAGGUGGUGGAAGGAAUGUGGCAGCGCUAGUGAAUCAGGGCAGCCCUGAUGUAGUGGAGAUCUGGAACCUCGUUUUCAUACAGUACAACAGAGAGGUCAGUGGGAGCUUGCGCCAUCUACCUCAGCAUCAUGUGGACACAGGAAUGGGCCUAGAAAGGUUGAUGACAGUUCUUCAGAACAAACGGUCCAAUUAUGACACUGACCUCUUCACUCCAAUCCUGGAUGCCAUCCAUAAGGGCUGCGGUGGACCUGGUUACCAGGGCUUGGUUGGUGAGACUGACCCAGGGGGAGUGAACAUGGCAUACAGAGUGGUGGCAGAUCAUGUGCGCGCCUUGUCUGUGUGCAUUGCCGAUGGGGUUUUCCCAGGCAUGGCUGGUGCUGAGCUUGUUUUGCGUCAUAUAUUGCGCAGAGCUGUACGAUUUUCUUCUGAGGUUCUCCAUGCUCCACCUGGGUUCUUGGCCAGUUUGGUUCCUGUUGUGGUAGAAAUUUUGGGAGAUGCUUAUCCAGAACUAAGGAGGGAUCCAGACAAGAUUAUGAAUAUCAUCAAUGAAAAUGAGGCAGCAUUUUUCUCUUCCCUCUUGCAAGGCCGCCGAGUUAUAAACCGAACUCUCCAGAAAUUGAAUAAUUCCAAAGUCUUCCCAGGCGAGGUAGCUUGGUCCCUCUAUAGAAAUUUGGGGUUCCCCCUGGAUCUCAUUAAAUUGAUGAUUGAAGAGAGUGGAGCACAGCUAGAUGUUGCUACUUUUGAUCAUCUGGCUCAGGAACAUGCUGAACACAAUGCUAAGUUGCAGCAGCAACAGCAGCCACAGAGUGCUGGGAUGCGGCUGGAUGUGCUUUCAUUGGCCCAGUUGCAGCAGCAGAAUGUGCCUAUUACUGAUGAUUCCCCCAAGUAUGACUAUAAACUUGGACAAGAUGGGAAAUAUGUGUUCAAGCCAUGUCAAGCCACAGUCCUGGCACUCUAUAGAGAUUGGAGUCUCCAAGAGGAAGUUUCUGGAAAAAAAACCUGUGGGGUCCUGCUAGACAGAACUUGCUUCUAUGCUGAGCAGGGUGGUCAGGCAUCUGAUCAAGGCUAUAUGGUGUGUGGCAGGCAGCAGGAUGUACUUCUCCCUGUCGAAUCAGUACAAGUAUUUGGUGGCUAUGUAAUCCAUGAAGUCUUCGUUUCAGAAACUCUGAAGGUUGGGGACCAAGUACACCUCUUUGUGGACGAGGCCCAGAGGCUAGCCUCCAUGAGGAACCACACAGCUACCCAUUUGUUAAACUUUGCACUUCGCCAAGUCUUGGGAGACUGCACAGAACAGCGGGGAUCCAGUGUGACUGCUGAGCAACUGAGAUUUUUUGUCAACACCAAGGUCCCCAUAAAAACAGAGGAUCUGCAAGAGGUAGAGGGUAUGAUCCAGGAGAUGAUCAAAAGGAAUGAAACUGUCUACACAGGAGAAGUCCCCAUCAGUCUGACUAGUGAUGUUCUAGGCCUCCGGAAACUGGAUACGGUGUAUCCCAAGCUGGUUCGUGUGGUGUCGGUAGGUGUCCCAGUUGAAAAGCUCUUGGCUGAACGUUCUAAGUAUGCAAUGGGUACCUCUGUGGAACUGUGCUGCGGAGUACACCUUCUGCAAACAGGAGAUAUACAAGACUUCACCAUCAUCUCAGAGCGGCAGAUGAUUAAAGGAAUCAGCCAUAUUGUUGCAGUGACAGGAGAGCAAGCCAGACAAGCUCGGGAUAUUGGCCAGUUCUUGGCUAAAGAGGUGGAUUCACUUGCUACCCGAGUGAAAUUGGGAGGAGCCUCAGUUAAUGAAGCGUGGCGAAUCUCCAAGGAAGUUGGACAGCUGACUGAUAGGGUGGACACUACCAAAAUGACCCAGUGGCAGAAAAGGAAACUGCAGGCUACUCUCAAAACACUGCAGCAAGCAGCCAAUAAUGCCCAUAGAAAAAUGGAAAUCAGACUGGCUGCAGAGAAGGUGCAAGACUUGCUGACAAAGUAUUCCAGUGAAUCAGUCAUCAUUGAUACUGUUCCUGCUGAGUCACCCUCUAUCUUGAUGAAAGCGGUCAAUCAACUGUGUAACAAAGUGCCAGGGGCUUCAGUGAUGUUGCUUAGCUCACAAGCACCUGGCCAGGUGUUUUGCGCUUGCCAGGUAUCCAAGAGUUCUUUAUCAAAGGUUUCUGCAGCUGACUGGGCUCUCGCUGUCUGUACUCAAAUGGGAGGCAAAGCAGAUGGUACUGGAGUUGUAGCUAAAGGCAUGGCGAAGACCGAUGAUUUGCAGAUGGUGCUGGCAGCAGCACGGGAAUAUGCAAAGAAUGUAUUUUGAUGCUCAUUUGUGAGGAAUCUGGAUAUUCACUUGAAUGACUGUGAAUCCUAAUGAACUCUGUACAUGAUGUCCUGCAACACUGUUGAUUCGUCUGGAUUACUGGACUGAUAGAAUGAGCUGCUUGGGCCUUGGCUAGCCGAUGUAUACAAAGUACGAACUUUCAUGAAAUAUAAUUUGCACUUAAGGUUCAGAAGAACAGAGAUAGUCCUUUGACCAGCCACAUGAGCACAAGGGAAGUUAACAUACAGGCAAAUAUAAUCAACCGCUCAGCGUAGUUGCUAAGAAAAAAAUAACUACAAUGUUGACAAUAAAGGACAUAAGUUUGUUGGCUACAA